Molecule: messenger RNA, 732 nt
Organism: Leguminivora glycinivorella
Lineage: Eukaryota; Metazoa; Arthropoda; Insecta; Lepidoptera; Tortricidae
Product: Kazal peptide Pr13a-like
Exons: 3
Coding region: 121-411 (96 amino acids)
Molecular function (GO): protein binding
Source: RefSeq, a predicted model, not a curated record
UGAUUCGUCUUAGGUCAUACUCAGUAAGAUAGAUUGGUACCCCUCCCCGCUGUGAUGUUAUAAAUAUAAGGCUGAGAGUUGCCAGCCACAGUUCGGGUAUAGUGCUCAAACAGUGCAGACAUGAAGGCAGUCACUUUUGCUAUUUUCGCGGUCCUGUUUGUGGCGGUGUCUUGCCGGCCGGACAAGCCAGACCUGACCAAGUUGAAGGCCGAGGCUGCUCGCAAGAAGGCCUGCACACACGACUGCACCUCCGUGGCCCUCGACCCCGUCUGCGCAGGCAAGCAGGGCGACAAGCCCAAGUCUUUCGCCAACGAGUGCGUCAUGAACAACUACAAUUGCGAACACAAGGACACGCUGCACAAGAUCAGCAAAGGUGAAUGCCCCGGCUCGCAAGGAAUCCGCCUGUCCUAAACGACGUGAAUAAAUCUUCGCACAUUUCCAGUCAAGUAUGCCAGCACGUUUUUUUGCGUUUCAAUCGUCUAUUAUAUUAUUGAGUUUAAUUAAAACCAUUUUCACUCAUAGUUUUAAAUUGAGAUGGGACUUCAUCGCGUAAUACUAAACGUUAGUUUGCGCGCGUAGUGUUACGCGGUUGAGUCCCAUUGCAUUAAUAUGAUUUCUUUUGAAGAUUUUCAUCAGACUGCGAUUUAAAGAUGCUGUGUUUAUUGAGUAUCUAUGCAUUUUUUGUAUUAAGCUAGCCUUGAAAGUAAUAAAGAUAAUUAUAUUUGUUUAAUA